AACUUAUAUUUUGCAGUCUACUCUCUCUGUACUCAAACAAAGACAAGAAGUUCUAACAGUUAUGGGAAAGAAGAUUGAUGCUCUACUAGGCCUCACGUUUAAGGUUUCAAAGUUCAAACCUGCCAUCAAUCUGGCCAUCUCCAGGAUUUAUGUCCUAAAGAACCAGCGUCGGGCUCGAAUGUCUGUGGCUCAGUCUGAUGUUAUUGAGCUCCUCAAGCUUGGCCAGAACAAGCGAGCUCUCAUUCGGGUUGAGCAAGUGAUCAAAGAGCAGAACAUGUUAGAUGUGUUUGUCAUGAUAGAAGGCUAUUGUCAUCUUCUCAUAGAGAGGCUCAACCUUGUAGAAAAAGAGAAAGGAUGUCCAGAAGAACUGGAGGAGGCGGUAUCAAGCCUGAUAUAUGCUUCUACAAGAUGUGGAGAAUUUCCGGAGCUUCAAGAGAUACGCGCAAUGUUCACAUCAUGUUUUGGGAGGGAGUUCACGGCUAGAGCUGCUGAUUUACGAAACAACUGUAGAGUUGAUUCCAAGGUCGUUGCAAAGCUGUCAACAAGACGGCCAGACCUGGAAAGUAGAAUGAAGGUGCUUAAAGAGAUUGCUUCUGAAAAUGAUAUUGGUUUACAAGAUGAGGAAGAAUCGUCCAUUACAACCGAGAAUAAUUUCAAUGCUAAUUCAAAACAGAACCAGCCUAAAUCAGACCAACAAAACAAAACAGGAGCUAAGCUGGAAGAGAUCUCUUUAGGUUCACUGGAGAAUAAAGAGGAAGUUGAAGGCUUCUCACACUCAAUGAAAGGAGAGAAAAAGUACAGGGAUGUAGCUGAUGCUGCACAGGCAGCAUUUGAAUCUGCGGCUUGUGCUGCAGAUGCUGCAAGGGCAGCUGUAGAACUUUCUCGGUCUGAGUCACAUGAUCCAGAUGAUCAAAUUCCACCAAGUUCUCAUUUGAAUAAAGGAUCUAAGACUCCUGACCCUCGACAACCCAAUUAUCUUGGAGAAAUGCAAAUGGCAAAUGAUGAUGUAGGGUCCAAACAAAUGAAGAAUACAAAAGAAAAUAAAAGAUCAGUAUCUGGUUCAAGUCGAUAUUCUUCUGACAACAUUCUACAAGCAACUGCAUUUCCUACUGAUACAGAGGUACAAACAACAGCAGUCGUGAGGGAAGUAGUAUUUGAUGAAAGUGAUGAUGAAGGAAACACUGAACAACAUGCUAGUUUCUCAACUGGAAUCCAGGACUUGGAAUAUGAGAUGAAACGCGAUUUGCUCGCCAAUAGACCUUCAAAUUAUAACUCUAACACUAUUGAUGUUGACAACACCUCAUAUGGGAUUAAUUCAGAGCCUACCAAAUUUCACAAGAAAUAUCUUUUGAUAUCUCAAGCUGAUUCAGAGUGGAAGCCAGGACAGGAGGCUGCAAACCCCAAAAUUAACCAUGCUCAAAGAUCAAAAGCAGAACAUUCUUUGCGGAAAAACUUGGAGAAUAGGCCUAUGUCAGUGAGGACUAGGUGAGUGUAUCAGCAAUGUCAAUCCAUUGGGCACCAGAAAGUUGUACAAGUUCUGCAAAUUGCAGUAUAAUAGCCCAAGUAUCUGCAUGACAUACAUUUUUAAUAUUCCCCAUUUGACUUCGAUCCCAUCAGCUGAAUAUUUGUGCAUUACAUGUCUUCUCUAAUUUUGCCAUGUGAAUGGUUGUCCAUGUUACUUCUAUAAUGUAAAGAUUUUGCUAUUUCUUGAGGAUCAUAUGAUAUAUACUAUUGUUUUAGUCAGUACUA
This is a messenger RNA of Daucus carota subsp. sativus, 1749 nucleotides long. RefSeq lists its product as uncharacterized. Gene Ontology annotation, biological process: protein transport. The coding region runs from base 62 to 1489 and encodes 475 amino acids. The transcript is spliced from 5 exons. Lineage: Eukaryota; Viridiplantae; Streptophyta; Magnoliopsida; Apiales; Apiaceae. The record is from RefSeq and is a predicted model, not a curated record.